This is a messenger RNA of Guyanagaster necrorhizus, 825 nucleotides long. RefSeq lists its product as uncharacterized. The transcript has 4 exons. The record is from RefSeq and is a predicted model, not a curated record. Bases 1 to 825 code for a protein of 274 amino acids. Lineage: Eukaryota; Fungi; Basidiomycota; Agaricomycetes; Agaricales; Physalacriaceae.
AUGUCGUCUGCUGUUCAACGUCCGAAUUUCUUCGAGACCUAUAGACAUCUCGCAUCGUCGAACGAUGCUCCUCUCGAUUGUAAACUCAUCGGCAGCUGCCAAGCUCUACCGGAAGCCCAGACAUCGCUGAACGCUUUCAAGGAACAAUUAAGAGGCGACACUUAUACGACUUCGUCAAGCGCCACCUACCCAUCACGUUCGCCAUUCGCCGCCUUCCCUCAGAGAUCAUCGCGGAAAUCCUGCCUCCCGCUCGCCCGCGAUGGCGUCACACUGAGGAUUACCCAAUUGUUCACGACACAAGCCAUGCUUCUUGGAGCUACAGCCGUGUCUCCUCCCUAUGGCGCACCAUAUCGUUGUCCCUGCCUCCUCACUCUCGACGAAGUGACCGCGGCCCAGUGUCCCCCCUCCCCGGCUUCACGGGAUGAAGCUGUCAUAUCGCAAUAUGGGGAUAUGAUAAGGACGUACUGUACAGGGAGACGAAAUAGCUUCUUGUCGGCAAGAGACUCGCAGGGCCCCGCAGGCCAAGAUAUUCUGCGAUCUAAUCUCCGGGCGUACCACCUUGGGGGGUUUCCGACGUUGACGGCGAUCCUUUUCGACUUUAAUGAUGCGCGCUCAACUUCGAAACGUUAUCUUUGGGUUAUCAAAGUUCCAGGACCGGACGAAAAGUUGCUGGUGCUCAACAAUAUUGAACGCUUGGAGAUUAAUCGCACGAGCUUCAACUUGAUCAAGUACUUGAUGUUGUCCCUCCCUGAGUCGUAUUAUCAUGACGUUGAGCUUUUGGGCGGCCGCGGGGUCCCUUCGUCGGUCGGUCGCAAUGUGCCCUGA